Topomyia yanbarensis is the source of this 933-nucleotide messenger RNA. RefSeq names its product serine protease 1-like. The transcript has 3 exons. Gene Ontology annotation, molecular function: serine-type endopeptidase activity. The coding region runs from base 55 to 861 and encodes 268 amino acids. Gene Ontology annotation, biological process: proteolysis. The record is from RefSeq and is a predicted model, not a curated record. Lineage: Eukaryota; Metazoa; Arthropoda; Insecta; Diptera; Culicidae.
CUGCCGACCAAGGUUCAGUCAAUUGUAACCAUUAGCCUCAAGUGAUCUUGCAGGAUGCGAUUUUGGAUAGGCUUUGUGGUAUCGUUAGCAGUGCUGUCGAGAACUGCAUUUGCUGUGGCUCCACCAUUGUCGCGCAUUUCCGGUGGUACCAUUGCCACACCUACCGACAUUCCGUGGGCUGCUGGAGUUCUCAUCCACGGAGGAACUUCUGGUCAUGACUUCUGCAGUGGUGUUCUAAUCUCUAGCCGAUUUGUGCUGACCGCAGCUGCUUGUAUCUCUGGCGCAAAUACGGUGACCGUUGCAUUAAAUGCUGCUGAUAUGACCAGAAUAGGAACUCUGAUUGGUGUAUCCAACGUUCUGAUUCAUCCGAAUUUCAGUUCGCUACUUAAUCGGGAUGACAUAGCAAUUUUAACACUGAACCAAGAUGCUCCCAUUGAUGAUACAACUAUUCGCCCAGUUCAGAUGCCACGUCGGUCGGAUGUUGGUAAAAGCUUUGUCGAUUGGUCAGCAACUACCGCCGGUUGGGGAAACACCGGAAACCGUGAUAAUGAACCGAUUCCAACGCCAGACCUUCAAUUCGCCGUAGACACAGUAACGUCCAACUUGGCUUGCCAAUUAUCAUAUACCUGGAUAAGAAGUACUCACAUCUGCGUGGCUACCAACAAUGGAGGACCGUGUAACGGUGACGAAGGAGGUCCAGUGACUGUCCGUGAAGCAGGUCGAACCUAUCUGAUUGGCAUCCAUUCGUUCCACUUCAACUCAAUUCGGGGAUGCGAUCGUGGUCGAUCGGCAGUGCACACCCGUAUUACCGAGUAUCUGGACUGGAUCGAGCAAAACUCUGAUGUUGUUAUUCCACAAUAAGCAGGAAAAGGAUUCGGCAAUAAUUUUUAUAUCAAGUUGUAGCGUAGAAAUCAAUGCACAGGUUUUGAAGAA